This is a messenger RNA of Hyla sarda, 2137 nucleotides long. RefSeq names its product oocyte zinc finger protein XlCOF22-like. The record is from RefSeq and is a predicted model, not a curated record. Lineage: Eukaryota; Metazoa; Chordata; Amphibia; Anura; Hylidae. The coding region runs from base 15 to 2117 and encodes 700 amino acids. The transcript has 2 exons.
UUGAUGAACAGAAUAUGAAGGACAUUACUACAGGGAAAGAUCUCAUCUAUAUUAAUGCUACAGACAUAAAGGAAGAAGAGACAGAUGUGAGCGGUGAUGAGCAGUAUAAGGAGGACAUUCCUACAGGGAAAGAUCUCUUUUAUAUUAAUGCUACAGACAUAAAGGAAGUAGAAGAAGAGACAGAUGUGAGCGGUGAUGACCAGUAUAAGGAAGUCAUUUCUACAGGAAAAGAUCUGAUCUAUAUUAAUACUACAGACAUAAAGGAAGAACAAGAGACAGAUGUGAGCGGUGAUGAGCAGUAUAAGGAGAACAUUCCUACUGAGAAAGAUCUGAUCUAUAUUAAUGGUACAGACAUAAAGGAAGAAGAACAAGAGACAGAUGUACGUAGUGAUGAGCAGUAUAAGGAGGACAUUCCUACAGGGAAAGAUGUGAUCUAUAAUAAUGCUACAUACAUAAAAGAAGAAGAAGAAGAGACAGAUGUGAGCGGUAAUGAGCAGUAUAAGGUGGACAUUCCUACAGGGAAAGAUCUGAUCAAUAAUAAUGCUACAGACAUAAAGGAAGAAGAGACAGAUGUGAGCAUUGAUGAGCAGUAUAAGGAGGACAUUUCUACAGAAAAAGAUCUGAUCUAUAAUAAUGCUCCAGACAUAAUAGUAAAAGCAGAAGAGACAGAUGUGAGCGGUGAUGAGCAGUUUAAGGACAUUUCUACAGGUAACCACCCAGAUUCUUGUAGCAGGAGAUCAGAGGAGAAUCUUAUAUCUUCAGAUUAUAAAGCAGAUGAUGAUAUCACACAAGAUACAUAUGAAGAACAUUCCAUUAUCCCAGAUACACCCUCAGCCCUUCACAGCCAAGAUCUGUCAUCUCAUCCUUAUAUACAGGUCCUGUCUUCUCAGUCAUCACAGGAUGUUCAGCAAAAUAAGAGUCACAGAAGGGGUGUUGGACAUCAGAAAGAUUGUGCAAAGGAAAGGCCAUAUUCAUGUUCAGAAUGUGGAAAGUGUUUUACCAAGAAAUCAAAUCUUGUGAGACAUAAGAGAAGCUACAAAGGAGAGAAGCCGUUUUCAUGUCCACAAUGUGAGAAAUGUUUUACUGGGAAACAAGGUCUUGUUCGCCAUCAAAGAACUCACACAGGAGAGAAGCCAUUUCCAUGUUCAGAAUGUGGGAAAUGUUUUACUCAGAAAUCAUACCUUGUUGUACAUCAAAGAACUCACACAGGAGAGAAGCCAUUUUCAUGUUCAGAAUGUGGGAAAUGUUUUACUUAUAAAUUAGACCUUGUUGUACAUCAAAGAAAUCACACAGGAGAGAAGCCAUUUUCAUGUUCAGAAUGUGGAAAAUGUUUUGCUUUUAAAUCAUGUCUUGUUGUACAUGAAAGAACUCACACAGGAGAGAAGCCAUUUUCAUGUUCAGAAUGUGGGAAAUGUUUUAAUUAUAAAUCAGGUCUUGUUGUACAUCAAAGAACUCACACAGGAGAGAAGCCAUUUUCAUGUUCAGAGUGUGGGAAAUGUUUUGCUCAGAAAUCAGAUCUUGUUAAACAUCAAAGAACUCACACAGGGGAGAAGCCAUUUCCAUGUUCAGAAUGUGUGAAAUGUUUUACUCAGAAAUCAGACCUUGUUUUACAUCAAAGAACUCACACAGGAGAGAAGCCAUUUUCAUGUUCAGAAUGUGGGAAAUGUUUUGCUCAGAAAUCAGAUCUUAUUAAACAUCAAAGAAUUCACACAGGGGAGAAGCCAUUUCCAUGUUCAGAAUGUGUGAAAUGUUUUACUCAGAAAUCAGACCUUGUUUUACAUCAAAGAACUCACACAGGAGAAAAGCCAUUUUCAUGUUCAGAAUGUGGGAAAUGUUUUGCUCAGAAAUCAGACCUUGUUGUACAUAGAAAAACUCACUCAGGAGAGAAGCCAUUUUCUUGCGCAGAAUGUGGGAAAUGUUUUGCUCAGAAAUCAAUUCUUGUUAACCAUCAAAUAACUCACACAGGGGAUAAGCCAUUUUUAUGUUCAGAAUGUGGCAAAUGUUUUACUCGCAAAUCAGACCUUGUUGUACAUCGAAAAACUCACACAGGAGAGAAGCCAUUUUCAUGUUCUAACACAGGGGAGAACAUGAAGCAGAGCAAAAAAUUAUGCAAAUAACACAUCUAUAUAUUAACCAU